This is a messenger RNA of Elaeis guineensis (African oil palm), 791 nucleotides long. RefSeq lists its product as uncharacterized. The record is from RefSeq and is a predicted model, not a curated record. NCBI's taxonomy places the organism in Eukaryota, Viridiplantae, Streptophyta, Magnoliopsida, Arecales, Arecaceae.
UCUCGAGUGUUAUAAUUUGGACUUCACACUGUGGUUGCCGACCCAUACUAAGAGUGCCGAGAAGAGACUACUAUAAGGUUUUAUAUUACUAUGGCUUGCGUGAACCCUCUUCUCCCUGCUAUUCUUGUCGUUGCUUCCUUUGUCUUGGUAGCAGAAUGUCGGGUCUCCAGGAAGGACCUUGGUGUGGGCCUGGGUGGUGGACUUGGCGUUGGAGUUGGUGUUGGCUUAGGAGGUGGUAGUGCUUCCGGCUCCGGCUCCGGUUCGGCCUCUGGCUCUGGAUCUGGUGCGGGGUCUGGGGCCGGUUCAGGUGCAGGGUCAUCCGCAGGGUCUGAUGCCGGUUCAGGUUCGGGUUAUGGUUCUGGCCAAGGGUCUGGCUCGGGAUCUGGUACGGGAUAUGGUGAAGGCUACGGUGAAGGCCAUGGCCAUGGUGCGGGAACUGGUUCGGGACAUGGUGAAGGCUACGGCGAAGGGUAUGGUGAAGGCCAUGGUUCUGGUUCUGGUGAUGGUUCAGGCUCGGGUUAUGGUGAGGGUCACGGGUCUGGGUCUGGGUAUGGUAGCGGCCAUGGCAAGUGAUUUACUUGACUGUAGUUUUAUGUACUAGAAUUGCACCACCUCAUUGUAUCAAUAAAUAAGAAGAUGGCCAAUGAGAGUGCUUAUGCUUUGAUCUAUGAUCUUUUCUCUCAACUGCUUUUGUUAAACACUACAGUAAUUAAGUUCUGACUUCAUGUAUGCAAUUUGUAUGGAAUGUCAAAUUUCCCGUAUGGAAUAUCAAACUUGCAUCUAUCAAAUAA